AUGUCUGGAGAAACCCCCCGCGACAAGCAGGAGUUGCAGCUCAAGUGCAACGAUGGCGGCAUCGUCCGCGUCGAGCUGCCUGUUGCCGAGCGCUCCAUACUCCUCAAGAACCUGAUUGAGGAUCUGGGUCUUGAGGCCGCCACCACUCAGCCCGUCCCUCUCCCCAACGUCACCCAACCUGUCCUUGAGAAGAUUGUUGAGUGGUGCAAGCACCAUCGCAACGACCCUCUGCCCACCCAGGACGACGACUCCGAGUCCCGCAAGAAGACCACUGAGAUCGACGAGUGGGAUCAAAAGUACAUGCAGGUCGAUCAGGAGAUGCUCUUCGAGAUCAUCCUUGCUGCCAACUACAUGGACAUCAAGGCGCUCCUUGAUGUCGGCUGCAAGACAGUUGCCAACAUGAUCAAGGGCAAGUCUCCUGAGGAGAUUCGCAAGACAUUCAACAUCACCAACGACUUUACCGCCGAGGAGGAGGAACAGAUCCGCCGUGAGAACGAGUGGGCUGAAGACCGCUAA
Molecule: messenger RNA, 516 nt
Organism: Diaporthe citri
Lineage: Eukaryota; Fungi; Ascomycota; Sordariomycetes; Diaporthales; Diaporthaceae
Exons: 1
Coding region: 1-516 (171 amino acids)
Biological process (GO): SCF-dependent proteasomal ubiquitin-dependent protein catabolic process; mitotic cell cycle
Cellular component (GO): nucleus; cytoplasm
Molecular function (GO): cullin family protein binding
Source: RefSeq, a predicted model, not a curated record